AUGCCAGUACCCAUCAUCGGCCGUCUAAACUUUCGUGAUUACCAGGCAUUAGUAAUCGGCCUCAUUCUUCUAUUCCUCGAAGCUCUACUUCGAGUUAUCACACAUUGCCUCCCAGCAUUUGCGCUAGAGUUUUUCAGAGGACAAAGUCAAAAGGGAUAUACUGUAGAAGAGCACAUUGUUAGAACACAAGAUCAUUGUAUCCUCGGAAUUCAUCGCCUUCCCGAGGGAAAAUAUUCAGCUAACGAUGCUGAUUCAAAAUCCCGCAUAGAAUCUAUAUUUGAUAGAUGUGGAAUCUCUCAUUCUGCCAUUCGAAAUGAACAAGCGUGCUCUUCAAAAGGAAUAAAGCCAGUAGUUUUAUUAUACCACGGACUUAUGAUGUGUAGCGAAAUUUGGAUGUGCAAUUUAGAUGAAGAGAGAAGAUUAGCUUGCUUGUUAACAGAUGCUGGGCAUCCAAACUCAAGAAAAUUCUGGGACUACUCUAUGGAUGAAUUUGCCCUUUAUGAUUUACCGGAUACCAUUGAUUACAUACUUGAGACAACCGGUGCACCCUCUCUUACAUAUAUUGGAUUUUCACAAGGAGCUGCACAAGCUUUUGCGGCUCUUUCAAUCAAUCCAAAACUAAACAAAAAAGUUAACCUUUUUGUUGCUUUGGCUCCAGCUACUAGCCCUAAAGGUUUACAAAAUCCAAUUGUUGACGCUUUCAUCAAGGCUUCACCUAAUAUUGUAUAUCUCUUUUUUGGGCGCAAGGCUUUUCUAACUAUGACAAUGUUUUGGCAAAGAGUUCUUUCACCUCCAAUUUUCACAAAAUUACUUGAUACAUGUAUGAACUUCCUCUUUGGUUGGUCUGGAAAGAAUAUGACUGAAGAACAAAAAGCCGCAUCAUAUUACCAUUUAUAUAAUUUUACAAGUGUUAAAAGCUUAGUGCAUUGGUUUCAAAUAAUUCGCGCCAACAGCUUCCAAAUGUAUGAUGAAUUACCGCCAUAUUCAUCACCUACUGCCAUAGGUCACUAUUGUCAUAGAUUUCCCACAGAGCAGAUUCAAACGCCUAUUAGUGUAUUUUACGGAGGAAGUGACAGUUUGGUGAAGAUUGAAGUUCUUCUUAAACAACUACCUAAGCCAGUGUUUAUUAAGGAGGUGCCACCUUAUGAGCAUUUAGAUUUCAUAUGGGGAUACGAUGUACAUACGCACGUUUUUCCAGAAUUAUUUAACCUCUUGCGCAAGUAUAAUACGUGUGAUGAUGAGACAGAUAUGAAAUUAUCCGAUCAUGAAUAUUAA
Dentiscutata erythropus is the source of this 1275-nucleotide messenger RNA. NCBI's taxonomy places the organism in Eukaryota, Fungi, Glomeromycota, Glomeromycetes, Diversisporales, Gigasporaceae. The record is from the annotation of a GenBank genome assembly.